Molecule: messenger RNA, 1009 nt
Organism: Eutrema salsugineum
Lineage: Eukaryota; Viridiplantae; Streptophyta; Magnoliopsida; Brassicales; Brassicaceae
Product: methyltransferase-like protein 13
Exons: 8
Coding region: 38-796 (252 amino acids)
Molecular function (GO): S-adenosylmethionine-dependent methyltransferase activity
Source: RefSeq, a predicted model, not a curated record
GAUUCUCAAGAUCGGAUCUUUUGAGAAAGAGAGAGAGAUGCAGAGGGACGUGUCGAGCUGCAACACUUACAACUAUGGCGACGCUCUGUAUUGGGACGCUCGUUACGUGCAAGACGCACUCUCCUUCGACUGGUACCAACGCUACUCUUCUCUCCGCCCUUUCGUCCGCAGCUUCGUCCCUACUUCUUCACGAGUCCUCAUGGUUGGCUGUGGCAAUUCCCUUAUGUCGGAGGAUAUGGUCAAGGACGGAUAUGAGAACAUUAUGAAUGUUGACAUAUCUUCAGUGGCUAUUGAGAUGAUGCGAACCAAAUACGCGUCUGUUCCUCAGCUCAAAUAUUUGCAAAUGGAUGUUAGAGAUAUGAGCUACUUUUCAGACGAUUCCUUUGACACUGUCAUUGAUAAAGGAACCCUUGAUUCAUUGAUGUGUGGGAAUGAUGCUCCUCUAAGUGCUACGAGAAUGUUGGGUGAAGUUAGCAGGCUGAUGAAACCUGGAGGGACCUACUUCUUGAUAACCUACGGUGAUCCAAAAGUGAGAAUGCCUCAUUUGACUCGUUCUGCGUACAACUGGAAGAUCUCCUUAUACAUCAUACCAAGACCAGGAUUUAAAAAGCCAGGAAGUUGUAGCUCGUCGUCAGAGAAAUCGUGUCUGGAAGCUAUACCUAUGACAAGUGAAGGAAUGUUGCCACAUGAUUAUGUUCUGGAGGACCCUGAUUCCCAUUUUAUUUACAUUUGCAAUAAGAUGGACGAAGAAGUUUCUCAACUACCCUCAUACCCAUUAAUGGAGGAUGUUUUGUAGUGAUGAUGUCUGGUGGCUGGCAUGGAGGCUAAAAUGAAAGCAAAAUUGUGCACGACUGUUGUCUUCUUGAUCGCCAUGAGAUUACCGAUCUACUGUUGUAUUUUGUAUGUCUUGUGAUCUAUCCCAAUUGAUAGGUCCGAGCCGGAAUUGCUCAUAUCAACUCUAAAGUUUAUACUCCCUUUUAUACGAAUUAAACAUCUUACUUUUAUCUUU